Molecule: messenger RNA, 675 nt
Organism: Meloidogyne enterolobii
Lineage: Eukaryota; Metazoa; Nematoda; Chromadorea; Rhabditida; Meloidogynidae
Source: the annotation of a GenBank genome assembly
AUGUAUGCGGAUUUUGUUCCAAUUAAAAAUAAAUGGAGUAAAAUUGUCAACAUUUGUUGCCAAAAUAAUUGUAUAAACACGGAUAGACCUAUUGGAAAUUGCAUUAAAGGAAACGGAUUUGGAAAUUUAAUUAAUGAAGAAAAUAUUAAAUAUUUGGGGAAAAAUGGAGGUAUGAAUAACUCUAUUUUUGUUGAUGCAGAAAAUCCAUACAACAAACCACAAAUAUCCUUUAAUUAUUCUUUAUAUUAUUUUGAAAUUAAAUGUAUAUUUGAAAAUGGAUUGGAUAGUAGUGAAAAUGGGAUGAGUAUUGGGCUAGAAAAUUUGAAUUCGAAAAGUUUUAUUAGAUAUUCUCCGAAGGGGGCUACAAUUUUAACUGAGAGAUUCGAAUUAUUUAAACUUUCAACCUCUUCUUGGAAUAAUAAUGACAUUUUUGGUUGUGGAUUAGUUUAUCCUCCAAAUAAUAAAUUAAAUGAAGGAGAAUUUCCUUACGUUUUCUUUACUCAAAAUGGAAAACAAAUUGGUAAAGGCAUAUUAUUAAUUCACAAUUUCGACGCAUAUAAACCAUAUGUUGAUCUAAAAUGUUGUUCUAUUGAAACUAAUUUUGGAAAUGAUUUGGAGACUAAACCGUUUAAAUAUGAAAUUUCAACUCAUUUAAUUCUUAAAGAAUUUUAUUGA